AUGUCUUCAUUAUUGUCAUGCCAAAAUAACCAAUACUCUUUAUUUUAAGGAGUUGGAACCAUAAAUUGUCAAAGCUCUACAUGUGGGUAGUUCUCUGCAUGCAAUAGCUUGGUUUUAUCAGGCAAACCCACUGGCUAAGUAGGCUGUUGUAGAGAAGGAGUCUUGUAUCCGAAUGCAGUUUCUAUUAUAGUUUAUAUUCUAAUUAUUCCAAUUAUUGGAAUUGGCAGUCUUGGAGCUUUGGGAGGUGAUCAUAAUAUUAAAUUCAUUAGGUGGCGUUGUAAAAAGACCCUUUUUAGAGGCCAUUCUAAAUUUCAAUUCCUCUACUUCUGGAGACAUCACUGCUUGUCUUAUGUUUGGUGCAUAAUUAGUGAAUCAAGUCAUAAUCUUUUUUUAAAGGUAUUUAAAAAUAUUCUAUGUUUGUAGUCAUCCUGAAUCUCCUGAACGUCCUUUGGUUAAUUUUGAGAUAGGAUUAAUCUAUGCUUUAGGGAUACCAAUAUCAAUGUAGGUUGGAAUGGAAUUGGCAAACUACCUACCUCUUUUGCCUUUGUUGACACUAUAAAUGCUUUUUUUCAUAAUUAUUUGCCCAGUACUUUUAUAUUUCGCAAAAUCUGAACAAAAAAUUGAAAAUAAUAAAGAGGUUAAUAAUGAAAUGCAGUAAUCUUCCAUCAUCACAAUAGAGCAAUAGGUCAAGGGCAACAUAAUUGAAGAGCAAAGAAUGGCUGAAUUAUUUAAACAGCUUCAAGAAGAAUCAAAUUCAAGAUUUCCAUUAUUGCCUAUCCUUUUAGCAUUUGGAAAUUUUGCAGUGAAUGAAUUGAUAAUUUUACUAAGGACAACAUCAUACUAAACAUCACCAUAUUUUUAUCCAAAUGAUUAAAAUUUUGGUAAUAAGUAUUCUGCUUGUGAACCUUGGAAUUUUUAUAUGAUGAUUCUCUUGUUUGGAGUUAAUUUAAUAAUCACCCUUUGGGUACUCUUUUAUAUGCGUAAAAAAGAACUUCUUAAAAAUACUGUGAAUUUUAAUAUGAAUGAACGUUACUACACACCAAUAUCUAGAUUUUUUAUGAUUUAUGGUGCUGGUUGGGCUACAGGAUUUAUAGCUGGAUUCUUAGGAAUGGCAGCUGGAUUAACUAUGUUUGUAACUAUGAUAGAAUUUGGCUUAGUUGCUGCAGCUGCUGGAGCUACAGCAAAUUAUGGAUAUUUUAUUAUAUGUUUGCAAGUUUUUAUUUCUUUCGUAGUUGGAGAAUAUUAGGAUUUGAGUUUAACAGUCGGUUAUCAAUUUUUCUUUUAUGGAAUAUCUGUAUUUAUUUAUAUUUAUAUUUUAAGGCUAUUGGAGUUUUGAUUUUUACUAAUUUAGGAUAUUAUAUGAUUAAAAAGUACAAUGUAGGACAUGUCUUAUUUUAUAUUGACUUUGCUUUGGUUUUACUCAAUAUGAUUGGUAAUAUUGCCUGGGGUAUAGAAUAAUCUGAAAGAUUUUCAUAUCAUUCUUUGGUAUACAAUCCACAGAGUUGUACAGCUUAAAUUUUAAGCAAAAGCUCAGUGCAAUGA
Paramecium primaurelia is the source of this 1542-nucleotide messenger RNA. Lineage: Eukaryota; Ciliophora; Oligohymenophorea; Peniculida; Parameciidae. The record is from the annotation of a GenBank genome assembly.